AUGGCCUUACCGGCCCUAGAUAUUCCCACAUGGUCGCCUGGCUUCCUUGCCGGCAAGCAGAAGAUACCGCGCAGUAUCCUUCGAGUUCACCGGGACCAGCAAGAAUUACUCGACCGCCAAGAUGCCUGGAAUCCAGAUGGUUUUGCAAAUGUGCCAGCAGAGCUUCUGCAAGAAGUCAAGGCGCAGUACAUCCGCAGUAUCGCACCUCCACCUUCGCCACUACAAAGAACUCCCUCUCCGGCACCACAGCACACAGAAUCCGUAAGAGAGGAUGAGGAACAAGACGAACCAUCAACACCGAAACCAACCGGUACAGGUUCCGAAGAGGGAACACCCAUCCCUUGGUCGCCAUCUCCGGAGCACCAUAUCCGACCAACGACACCUGUUAACGACGGCGAAGCAAAGGAUAGAACACCAGAAUUGGAGCCAUCACCAGAACACGACUCUACCCCUAAACAGGCGACAAUAGCAACUCCCGACCUCCCCACUCGGGCCCUACCGGAACGACUUUGGUCCCAGAAACGCCCAGCAGAACAUCGCCCAUCAUCUCCACCAGUCUUCAAAGUCAAGGCUCGCGUUCCCUUCUUGCCAGAAUUCCCUCCGAGCAGUAGCGUUGCUUCCGAGGGCGGAUUGGAAUUUGAAGUCCCCAAGGCGGUCACCGACGUUCUUCCUCCGGUCAACAAAGCGGCCUUGCCUAUUCUGCCCCAUCGUGCAGAGUUAGAGCAGACUCCUCCAUCAGCCCAAAUCAUCCCGGCCAGCUACCUUUCUCGUACAACGCCGUCGAGGCCGCCACCGGAAAAGCAUCGCCGGAUCAUGCCGAAAUCUGUCACCACUGUAUAUAGCGAUUACAGGUCGACUGCCGAGCCCGAACGUUCUUCGGCCACGUUUCCAAGAGCAGAAACGGAAGAUACCGCGAUGACAAGGUUGUCUGAGCAUAUCGCCGAUACCCAACAGCCUUCCGGAGAGCAGUCUGCUGAUACCAGUAGUCAUUCGGUGAAGACGACGGAACAAGGGACUCAACAACUGGCCAGCUCUGACGAGAAGAUCCCACCGAACGGGCCGCCCUCUCAAGUUCCUUAUACUGCCUACAAAGUGGCAUACCCAGACUACGAGGGAACUCUCGGCGACUUUGUGCGGGCAGUUCUUUGUGUCCGUGAUCUUCGAAAGCGAAGUGCCAUCAUGGAAUUUCUCUAUGACGACUUUGUCCGCUACUAUUGCAAUGACUACCUACAGUACAUACGCGAAGCAGCAGCAGAUGGCCAUGGCCAUGUCCCAGUCCGGGCAGCCAUAGAGUUUUACAAUGACCAGGUUUCCAGACCUCGCUACCAAAAGGGGGUCCUGACUAAAGAAAACAUUAAUGAUGUUCUCGACAAGUACCCUAAGAUGGUACGGUCGAUCAGCGAGACUCUGGAGUCUGCUGCCACGCCAUCAGUCCUAGAGGAAAACGGAGAUUCAAGCAAACCAAAGGUAGCGCCUAUUAUUCCAUCGCCGUCGACGACGAACCGUUUACCAAAGGCAUGCAUGGUUGCAAAGUCAACCACGAAAGCUCUGGUCGGGACCCUCCGAGCCGAACUCGCUUCAGACCCCAUCUACCCUCCAUCCUCGAUACCGCAAAAGAGAAUCCGGCCGGUUAUCCAGGCCAUUGACCGUUCGGUGCCACGUCGACUAUCCAACAGGCCUCUGGAACUUGAGCCUCCUAUUGAAGAUGAACCAAUACCAGGUUCAGAUGCUGCUGCGCCUAUCGAGAUAGACUCGGCGUCUUCAUCAUUAUCACCAUCUCCUUCGCCUCCUCCUGCUGUGCUUCCACAACCACCUAGUCGCUCACAAGGCCGUGGCCCUACUUCAUCCGCCACCAAAGUCACUCGACCACAGGAGCAAGUCGGUAAAAGCUCGCCUCCACGAGAGGCAUCAGCAGGCUUUAAAAGGCCACGACUGGAUACUAGCCCACCACCACCUCCAGCUUCCUCAACAAAAAUCACCACGCAACAGGUCUCUAUCAGUCCGCCGCCUCCUCGGCGGGCAUCAAACGUUGCCGUCAGCUCCCUAACACUGCCCAUCAACCACCAACGAACACAGCAAGAAAACAUCCGUCCCAGCUCGCAAAUCGUACCAGGGACUCCCGCCCCAGCACCAGCACCAGCACCAGCACGAUCUCUUCCUCAAACAACUGCACCAAGCCCUUCAUGUCCUCUUAUCACCCAGAUCCCCACUAACACCAACUUGACCAACCCGAACACCAACCUCCCCAUGCUCAGCCAACUCAGCAACGCAGAUAGUAUUCCCGACCCCUUUGCCCCAUCCUCCCCCACAACCCGCUCAAAGCUCCUUUCCAGCAGCGCCACCAAGACCAAGACCAAGAUAUUCUCACUUCCCCUUCCUCCCGGCCCGUCACGGCCAGCUAGUACUACCAUCACUACUGGAACCACAGCCGCAGUCCAUCAUCACUUAGUCAACCAGAACCCGAACCCCUUCCUCUCAACCCAAACCAGCAACGCAGAUAGUAUCCCCGAACCCAGCCUUCCUCCACGCUUACAACGUCAGCGAAACUCCAUCUACAACUCCAGCUUGAACUCUUCAAGUUCUUCAAGUUCUAGUUCAAGGUUAACUUCCUCGAACCUAUCGAGGUUAGCGCAUAUUACUAGUAGCAGAAAGUUUUUGCAGAGGAAGCCAGCGGUGGGAACACCAAUCCCAUCUAGUUCAGCUUCGGGAUCAGGGAUGGGGUCGGGAUCAGGGUCGGUCGGGGUUGGGGUGACGAGUAGCGCUGUUUCGGGGGUUGUUGGAUCAGGUGGUAUUGUGAAGAGUAAAGGCAAGGAUAAGGGAACAGAUAAGGGCAAGGGAAAGGCAAAAGUGAAGGAUACUGGGAGAGAUUUGAGGGCGCAGUAUUUCGUUGAGUUUGUGAGGAAGAAGAAGAUGCAGGAGAUGAGGGAGGCGGCGGAGAGGGCGGAGAAGGAGAAGGCUGCUGCUGCUAGCUCGAGUCACCCGGUUCCGGAGGGUAGUAAUGGGCGGUAA
Molecule: messenger RNA, 3009 nt
Organism: Sordaria macrospora k-hell
Lineage: Eukaryota; Fungi; Ascomycota; Sordariomycetes; Sordariales; Sordariaceae
Source: RefSeq, a predicted model, not a curated record